This is a messenger RNA of Brassica rapa (field mustard), 5839 nucleotides long. Its product is annotated as homeobox-leucine zipper protein HDG8. NCBI's taxonomy places the organism in Eukaryota, Viridiplantae, Streptophyta, Magnoliopsida, Brassicales, Brassicaceae. The record is from RefSeq and is a predicted model, not a curated record. Gene Ontology annotation, molecular function: lipid binding; DNA binding.
CUUCAUUUUGUAUACUAUAAUAGAGUCUUUAUUGAUGAAAAAAAAAAUUAUUUUAUUUAUGAAAUAAAUUUUACUAUAAAGUGAGAUAUUUUUAUUGAUGAAAAAAAAAUUAUUUUAUUUAUGAAAUAAAUUUUACUAUAAAGUGAGAUAUAAAAUUAGGUUGGAGUAUUUUUUACUCUAUAUUCAUUUUUAUUCUAUUUAGAAAAAAAUAGAGCAGAAAUGGAGAUACCCUUAAAAUUCUACGUAUAAGCAAAAAUAGAAUUUUAUGUAUACUAGAAUUUUAUGUAUUGAAUAAAGACAAAUCUACUUACUAAGAUAUCAGUAAGUGAGAAAUUAUGACAAGCCAUAUUUUAGCUAGAUAGCUUAUAAAUAAAGGAAGAAAAGUUGAAGAAGUAUUUGCAUUUUCUGAAAGUUGACAGAAUAUUAUUUUCUCUAAUAAGAGAGUGAUAAAAGAGAAGUUUACGAACACACCACCUAAUGAAAAAUAUACAUCUCUUGGCUUUCAUAAACUCACAAUAUUUUCGGCCUAAAGGCCAAACAAACACUUCAAGAGUUUGAUUAAUUUUAUCAUAUAGUUUUUCUUUACUAAUUAAAAUUUUCAUAUAGUUAGAUACUUACAUUACAUAGCUAAACAAAAGAGAAAAAUCAAUGCAUACGCUCACAUCACUGCAAAACGAAAAAGCCAAUAUCAAACUAUAUAUGUCCAAAAGUAGUCACAUGUAGAUCAUUCUUUUAUGUACUCAGCAAUAUUUUCGUUUGCGCCAAUUGUUAUAAAAUAUUAGACUUGGAUCCAUGUAUAUUUGUCUAUUUUGAUUUUUUUAUGAAACUAUAUGUCAAAAAGUAUAUAUUUUCCAAUUAAAAAAGAACUUUAGCCCAAAGAUUAACAAAUACUUUGAGGGCUCCAAUGCAAUGUUUGUAUGGACCAGCAUCAAAGACCGGUAGCCAGGGGUGAAUCUAGAACAUAUUAUUAGUGGGUGCGUAUAUUAGUACAUUAUUACAUAUACGAAUUAGUAGGACAACAUCAGAAAUAUACAGAAUUAAGAGGGUAUAAUAACAUUUUCAAUGGGUGCACAAUUGUGUUUUGGUUAAAUAGCAAAAUUUAAACAAAAUUCCUUAUAAAACUUUUUUUUAGAAAAGAAUGGGUGUACUUGCACUUUUAGUCCUCUACCUGCAUUCGCCACUGUCGGUGGCGAUAAACCAAGAAUAUUUUUUACCGAAAAUAAACUAUCAAUUUAAAAGAAACAAAACCCAAAAGUCUAGGAUUCUAACUUUGUUUUUGAAAAUCCUGAUAAGAAAUUUUACAAGCACUACUAGUGACUCUUUAGCAAUUUAGUGUACAAAUAAAUAUCUAUGAAAAAUUAACACGUAUCACAUAUACACCAUAUUUCCAUAAAUCUGCCACUAAACGACUUUUAGUUAAACAUACAUCAAGUGGUUUACUAUAGUACUUAACACUUUAAAUCAUACUAGCUACUACAAUCUAGUUAAAUUGUUCAAUAAAUUUGAUGUAAGAUAAACAAGAAGGUAAUCUGUGGAUAUAAUUUUUGGAUGGAGACAAAUCUUCGGAUAACAAACUUAACAUAAUUGACCAAAUAUUCUUUCGAUGAGUCUAAUGCAAGAAUAUCGUUGGUCAAAUAUAUGUGGUAUUUGAAUAUGGAAAGAGAUACUAAGCUUGAUUCUCAGUGAGAAUAAAUAAAUUUAACCGUUGAUUUGAUUGGACAAUGGUUAAUCGGAUAAUAUGUUGUUGAUUUAGAAUAACUUAAAUAUGGAAUUGGCCGUUUGGUAUAAAAACAAAAAGAAAUGCAAGAUUUUAACCUUAAAUGUUGAUUUCAUCAAUAAAAUAUGUUUUGGUAAAAUGAUUGAUAACAAUUGUGGGUAGAUUGCGAUUAUAGUUUGGUAGGAGAAAUUAAAAAAUAUUCAUUAAACAUUGUUUUGACGAUGAACUAAUCCGCAAUAAAAAUACUAAAUAACAAGUGAAACACACAUUUGCCAAUAGAGAUAGUGAGUCUCUACCAAUUAUAAGGAUAUGAUUAUUAUGAUCUACAAAUGUUUCAUAAAUCUAUUAGAAUUUAUGUACAAUUUUGACACCAAUUUUUCUAAGAUCAUUUUUAAAAGUAGAAUAAACUUAAAGAUUCAGUUAAAAUCUCCAACUUAAAAAAAAAUAUUGUCUUUAAUUUAUUUCUUCUAGGUUACACAGUAGUUGAAACAAAAGAAAACAUAUUAUGAGUAUACUUAUCUGUUCUUUAAGAAAAAAAAAAUUCGAAAGUGUUUACACUUUACUUAAAAUUUCUAUUAUCAAAGUAAUGGCUAUGUAAUUCCCCAAAAUUUUGUAUUCUCAUGUAAUAUGUCAAUUUAUUAGCAGUAAAACUAGGUGAUGUUAUUCGAUUAGAUUAAAGGAAACAAAAAGUAAUAAUAUAAAUUAUUUAUUUAUUAAAUAUGAAUUUUAGUUCAAUGUGAUUCUUUUUGAUGUUAAAAUAAUAUUGAAACAUAAUAAAAUGUAUAUGAUAAUAAUAUUUUAUUAAAUUUAUUCUUGUAUCUAUAGUAGGUAAACAAAAAGACAAAGAUUUUUAAAUUGGUUUGAGUACAUCGUAGAAAUGAAUCUACAUAUAAUAAAAUAUAAAAUAUAUCUUCUCAAAAUAAAUUAUAUUUUGCUUCUUAUUUUUUAACAAAAACAUAUAUUUUUCUUAGCUUAAACUUUUAUAUAUAUAUAUAUAUAUAUAUAUACACAUAAUUGGUACUCAGUACUUUGUAUAAGAGGUAGUAUAUAUCUCUAAUACGUAUUUGAAUGAAAUAGAAUUGGAAUGGCCUUUUAUUCUCAUUUGUAAAAUAUAGUAUGUAUGACCUUCUCCAAUAGAAAUAUAUAUUUUUUUCUUUAUAUUCCCAUUUAUAAAAUAAUUUUAUUUUGAAUUAUUUUCACACCACCAUUUUUUUUUUGAAAGAACGCACCACCAUUUUCUAUAUAACUGGUGAUUAGUUUGUGAAUUUACUAAAAAAAAUAUUGUUACAAACUAUAACAACAAAAAAUUACUUUCUGUGGUAGAGAACAAAUGGAUCAUAACGAUGGUGGAAACUCAAGCAGUGAACAUACUUCGGUAAAUGCCAAGAAAAGAGAGAAAAGAACUUAUCGUCGCCACACUUUUCAACAAACCCAGAGACUUGAAGCUUAUUUCAAGGAAUGUCCUAAUCCAGAAGAAUCACAACGGCUCAGUUUAGGUGAAGAGCUGAAUCUUGAGCCAGACCAAAUCAAAUUUUGGUUUCAAAACAAGAGAACUCAAAACAAAACUCAGAUUGAAAGAAAUGCUAACAUCUUACUUCGUGAAGAAAAUAAAAAGAUCAAAUGUGAAAACGAAGCUAUGCUAGAGGCUUUAAGGAUCGUGACUUGUCCAGAUUGUGGUGGUCCUCCUCUUGGUGUAGAACGCGGCCACAAUUUCCAAAACUUGAGUCUAGUAAACACUUUUCUCACAGAACAGCGUGACGAAAUGGCAAACACUGUAUCCAUGAACCAGCACCAACAAAACAUGGUGAACUUAUUCGCUUCUGUUCAGGGACAACAAAUCUUUGAUACUCACACCUCGUAUGGAACUAUUCCAAACAGUCUCAUGAACGAUCCAUCGAACUCAGUAGGAUCAUCAACUUCUCAAGACAUCCAACUACAACUGAUAUCCCAAAUGGAUAUAACGCAAUUGUCUGAAACUGCGACAAGAGCCGUUGAAGAGCUCAAGCGGCUAUUUGUUACGGAAGAUUUGUGGGUUAUGUCGUCUAUCGAUGGAACAUAUGUGAUUGACCAAGAGAGUUAUGAGAAGUUCUCGCACUCGAUCAAACAUUUCAGGAAAUUGAGUGCUCGUGUCGAGUCUUCCAAAGAUGUCACGGUGGUUCCUAUAGAAGCAACGAACUUGAUUGAAAUGUUCUUGGAUUCGGAAAAGUGGAAAAGUCUUUUUCCAACGAUCGUGGCCAAGGCCAUGACGAUUCACAAGCUCGGAUCCGAGCUUCCCAUCAACGAAAACUGCAAUAACUUGCAAGUGAUAUGGGAGAAACUACACAUUCUGUCGCCGCUAGUGCCACCAAGGGAGUUUAUGAUCGUCAGGUGCUGCCAAAAGAUCGAUGAAGGGAUCUGGAUUGUUGCUGAUGUGUCACAAAGAAUCGUUGACUCUGACCAAAUCAACUCUUUUUGCUAUAAACGUCCUUCUGGCUGUCUCAUCAGAGCAUUUCCCGGUGCUCACUCCGAGGCAUGUCUUCAUUGCCUUGAUCUCACAUGUUUCUCUAUUCUUAAAAUGUAUACGUUAUAUAAUUUGAAGUUAAACGAAAUAAUGCAGGUAACAUGGAUAGAGCAUGUGGAAGUUGACCAUAAACCCGAUGCACAUUGGUUAUAUAGAGAGCUUUUAUGUGGCGGCUCAGGAUACGGGGCUAAGCGUUGGACCACCACUCUGGAAAGAAUGUGUGAGAGGAUGGCUCUCUCCUCCAUCCUAACCAUUCCGGCUACUGACUGGAGCGAAGCUAUAGCGACAGUGGAAGGCAGAAUGAGUGUAAUGAAAUUAGGGGAAAGAAUGGUGAUGAACUUCAACGAGAUGCUGACCAUGUCCGGGAAAGUUGACUUUCCACAGCAGUCCAAAUGUGGAGUCAGAAUCUCGAUCAGGAUGAACCAUGACUCCGGUCAACCAUCCGGUUUAGUUGUCAGUGCUGCGUCUUCUUUCUCAGUUCCGAUCACUCCUUUGCAAGUCUUCGACAGCCUGCUAAACAAUGAGACUCGUCACCAGUGGGACGUUCUUUGCUAUCGAUCCGCAGUCUCUGUGACCGCUCGCAUUCUCACCGGAUAUAAUGAAAACAACUACAUCACCAUUCUCCAGCCCACACAAAGAGAGGAUGAUGUCAUAUCUAUGUCACAAGGCCCAACGAGGAACAUGAUGAUGCUACAAGAGUGUUACAUGGACGCAUUAGGAGGCAUGAUAGUAUACGCUCCUCUCGACAUGGCUUCAAUGAGUCUCGCUACUUCAGGUGAAGUCGACCCUUUGAAAAUUCCAAUCCUUUCUUCUGGUUUCACCAUCUCAAACGAUGGCCGGCGAUCCAUGGUGGCUGAGGAGGGUGGAACUAUACUCACGGUGGUCUUUCAGAUCCUUGUCUCUGAAGACAGGAGGAUAAGAGGGCUGACUGAGCAGUCAGUGGACACGGUGACGAGUUUGAUCAGCUCCACUGUUCGAAACAUCAAGCUCUUGCUCAAUUGUCCUCUUGAGUGAGAAUGGAAGAUUCUCCUUUUCUCUUUUUUUUUUUUACAACUGUUUGAGAUGUUUUUAUUUAUUUUUGGAUUUUGCAUGAUUUUCUAUUGGUUAUGAUGAUUUUUAAGGACAUGUUUAUGUUUUUAAUUUUAUUUUUUUCGGACCUUUUGGUUGGUUAUAAUAAUUAUCCCAUCGUUUGAAUGAUAUAUGUUUUGAUUGUAAUGUUAAGUCAUUGCUCAGCAAAGCAAAUGAGACUAUUUUCGUUUCACAAAAAAAAUGGAAAUAUUUUCAAAGGAAAAAGAAUUUUGUGAACUCGAAAACAACACCAUAUAUUGAUGAAUUCGUAUAUAAAAUGUUUGAAAUUAGAGAAAUAGAUAAAUGGUGAAAUUAUUGUUAGCUAUAUGUAGAACUAAAAAACAGUUCAAAAACAUAUAAACACUUUUUCAAAAAAAACAAACAUAUAAACAUACUGAAAAAAUCAUAACACUGUCUUUGUCAAGUGUUAGUCCUUCAUGCAUUCUCAAAUGAACCAAAAUAUAGAUGCAUAUUACUAAUAUUUUUCUUUUAUUUAUAAACGAGUUAGUACGAAUUACUCAAAUAUUUUUUGUCCAAAAUAAUUACAACACCAU